This is a messenger RNA of Tauraco erythrolophus (red-crested turaco), 1215 nucleotides long. Lineage: Eukaryota; Metazoa; Chordata; Aves; Musophagiformes; Musophagidae. The record is from RefSeq and is a predicted model, not a curated record.
UCCACAUCAGCCAAUAUCUACAUUCCUCUCAUUUGCAAUCUCUCUCUCUCUAGCUAUGACUGCAAGAACUUAAUCUUUGGUCAGACGUUCAACCCUCUGCUCUACACCAGAAGCCCUGGAGGCUCCUCUGGUGGAGAAGGGGCACUUAUAGGAGGAGGUGGGUCCAUCUUGGGCUUUGGGACGGACGUAGGAGGGAGCCUGCGUUUCCCCGCUGCCUUCUGUGGGAUCUGUGCGCUUAAACCCACUGGGAACAGACUCAGCAAAAAAGGAGUAAUUUCUGGUGUCCUUGGGCAGAAGGCAGUGGUCGCAGCAGUGGGGCCAAUGGCAAAAGAUGUGGAGAGCCUGGCGCUGUGCAUGCGGGCGCUCCUGUGCGAGGACAUGUUCAGCCUGGACAGCACAGUGCCCCCCCUUCCCUUCAAUGAAGAGGUGUAUUCCAGCACGCAGCCCCUCCGCAUAGGCUACUAUGAAACCGAUUUCUUCACCAUGCCGAGCCCUGCCAUGAGACGCGCCGUUCGGGAGACAAAGCAGCUGUUGGAGGAUGCUGGCCACACGCUGGUGCCCUUCAAACUCACAAACGUUGACUACAUGAUCUUUAACUUCUGCGUCAAGGGAAUGUUUGGAGACGGGGGUGCAUCCUUUCUCAAGAAGUUCAAAGGGGAGCUGGAGAAAAGCGGCAAGGGACUGUUCUUGUGGUUGGGGAUGUCGCCAAACUGGCUAAAAACUGUCCUCUCCUGGAUUGCCAAACCCUUCGUGCCUCGAUUAUCAGAUAUCAUAAGAAGUAUGAGAAUCAACACAGCGGGUGAAGUCUGGAGUCUUCAUCAUGAAAUUGAGGAGUUUUGCCACCAGUUCAUCGCCGAGUGGAAAACGCUGAACCUGGAUGUCAUGCUUUGUCCCAUGCUGGGCCCGGCUCUCAGCAUCGGCUACCCGGAGAAGCUCUCAGUGGCAGUCAGCUACACCAUGAUCUACAAUGCCUUGGACUUCCCCGCUGGUGUGGUCCCUGUCACAAUGGUGACGGACGAGGAUGAGGAGGAGCUGAAGGGCUAUCAGGGGUACUUUCGGGACUGGUGGGAUCGGACUCUGGCAAAGGCUUUUCGUGGCAGUGUGGGGCUGCCGGUGGCCGUGCAGUGCGUGGCCUUGCCGUGGCAGGAGGAGCUGUGCCUCCGAUUCAUGAAGGAGGUGGAGAUGCUCGUCUUGAAGAAGAACAGGCUCGUCUGA